UUCGCCGUCAUGUCUCAAGAACUGCGCCGAGUCAAAAGACUUGAGAAACUCAGAGCGCACCAUCAGAAGUGUGAAAAACGAAUGGAUGCAGCCCAAACCCUUCUUUUAAUGAAGGCUAACAUCGAACAUUCAACAGGGGAACAUAUUAAAGAGCUUUCCCCUGAUGAACCAAAAGACUGUUCCCCCUCAUCACCACAUCAAACACUGUUUUCUGCUGGCAACCACCUACCAUCACCGUCAUCUCCCACUGAAGAUGAGUCUGAAUUAUCCAGUCACAGUGGAUCAGAUGAAGAAUACCAUCCUCCAGCAGCAGCGUCAUCAUCGUCAUCUACUGAAGAUGAGCUACUAACAAACGAGUUAGCCAGCCAAAGAGUUCCAGAGAAACAUGAAUGUGAUUCAUCAUCCAAAGAAACUGAGAUCAUAGGAGCGAAGAGCAAUAAGGACUCCAAACAGUCAGGGGCCAGGAGCAAAAAGGGCACAGAGCAGUCACACCGGCUAGGUAAGAAAUUAAAAGAAAAGAUGCCAGAAAUUACAAUUAAAAUGAGCAACAACAAGGGUGGGGCUAGGGCCUGGGACAAAGCGCAUUAUUGUGUAUAUUGUAAAAAGGCAAAUCUAAAAAUAGCUAGACAUCUUGAAAGAAAACAUGGUGCUGAAAAAGAUGUUGCCCAUGCUUUUAGCUUUCCAUCCUGCUCUAAGGAAAGGAAAACACUUUUGGAAGCUCUUCGAAAUAAGGGAGAUUGGCAGCAUAAUCUUAGAGUGUUAGAAGAAGGAAGUGGGGAGAUAGUACCAUGGAGACGACCCACAAAGACAGUAGAUGUGAAGAACUACCUACCAUGUCAACACUGUUAUGCAAUGUUUGUUAGGACUGAACUCUGGAGACAUGAAAAGACUUGCAGAGAACGAAAAGAUCAAAGAGAUAAGCGUAAAAGAGUAAGAGUCCAAAAAUCCUCUUCCCAACUCAUUCCAAUUACAGAAUCAUCAGAGGGAGUGCAAAAGAUUAUUCAUUCUAUGCAGCAAGAUCAUGUGACUUCCCACAUUAGAGAUGAUAAGAUGAUUUGCACAUAUGGAGAUGCAUUAUUUGCCAAAAAGGGCCGUGAACAGUCUCAACACAGAUAUAUUGCACAAAAACUGAGGGAGCUAGGGCGGUUUGUGCUGGCGGCCAAGGAGAUUGACAAGAGCAUUAAAGGUCUUUGUAAUAUUUGUGAUCCUGCACAGUUUCACUUAGCAAUUAAAGCAGCCAGGAAAGUAUCAAACUAUAACCCAGAUAGCAGUGAAUAUGGAAAACCAUCUACAGCAGUUAAAAUUGGAUUUUCUCUUAAAGGUGCAACAGAGGCAUGGAUUGGCCGUUGUUUGAUAUGCUGUGAUACUUUAAAUGAGACCAAAGCAAAAAAAUUUAAGGAGCUGCUGGAUUCCUCCUGGUCUAACUAUGUGUCAGCCAAUGCUCACAGCACAAUAGAGCAACGGAAGUGGGGGAAAGAGGACAACAUACCUUUAACAGAAGAUGUAGAAACUUUGCAGAACUAUCUGAAGAAAAUGGAGGAUGAGGCAAAGGCAGAGUUAACAGUCCAUGUGACUACUACAGCAUACAAAAAGUUAAGUGAGAGCCUUCUCGCACAAAUAAUAGUGUUCAAUAAAAAGCGUGAAGGAGAAGCCUCACGCUUAACUCUGGAGACAUACAAAAGAGUAGACACUGGCCCUUUGAAUAAGGACAUAUAUGAAACUUUAUCACCAGUGGAACAACAGCUGAGCCACAGGCUGACUCGUUUAGUGACGCGCGGAAAGAGAGGAAGAAAAGUCCCCAUCCUACUUCUGGAGCGCACCAAAGCUUCUCUUGAUUUCCUGAUUGAAAAACGUGGACAAGCUGGUAUACUUGAGGAGAACCCAUAUGUGUUUGCACGGCCCGGUACAACAACCAAUAUUCGUGGAUGUGACUGUCUCAGGAAAUUUGCUGAGGAGAGUAAGGCCAAACAUCCAGAACUUCUGAGGUCAACAAAGUUAAGGAAGCAUGUUGCCACCUUAUGUCAACUUCUGGACCUUGACAAUCAGGAACUUGAACAAGUUGCUCGAUUUAUGGGACAUGAUAUCAGAGUCCAUUGUGACUAUUAUCGUCAGACAGAUAAAACGUUUCAGGUGGCAAAGAUUGGCAAACUCCUUUUUGCAAUGGAACACGGUGCAGAGUCACUGAAAGGGAAGAGUCUGAAAACACUGGACACUGUUAUCAGUGGUAGAGGACCUGUUUCCCGCACAACCAGGAGUCUGAGAGGGAACGAUGCAGACACACAUCUGGAAGUUCAUGAUGAUGAAGAACAGAUGUCCUUAUCUGUUCAGAGGCCAAGGAGAGGACCUGAUGGAGAUGAUGCUGAUGGGGAGGAGUUACACUCGCCUGCAGCCAGUUUGCCUCCAACUAGGAGACCUAAGGAUGAGGAUGAUGGGAGUGAUGAUUGCAGGGAUGAAGAGAUGACAUGGGAGCCUAUUAGAAGACCAGAUGAUAAGCAACAAGAGGAGAUUACAACCAAAAAAAGAUAUGAGAAAGAUGAAGACAAACAAGAGCCAGACACAACAGCAGCUAUAAAACAUGCUGACGAUAAUAAUGAUUAUGAUGGCGAUGAUGACGACGAUGACGAUGAUGAAAACAGAGACAAAAAGAAGCUGAGCAUGAACACCAAACGUGCCUUUAAGAGGCCAAAGAAGACUGCAGUUAAACGAAAACGAGACAGUGAUGAUUGUGAUGAGGAGGAUGGAGAGGACAGACACAGAACUGCCACCAAAUCCUCUGUGAAAAAUCAAAAGAAGACUGCAAGUCAAAGACCAUGCAGUGAUGAUGCUGUAGAUGUGCCGGUCAGUAAACCUGCUAAGAGACCUUGGACUGAAACUGAGAAAAAUGCAGUGAGACGACAGAUGGGCAAGUUCAUGGCACUGAGGAAGGUGCCGGGCAAAAAUGACUGCAGGAUGUGUAUUGAGAAAGAGUCUGCAAGUCUGGGUGCUCGAACAUGGAGGGAUGUGAAAUAUUUUGUAUACAAUGAAAUAAUUAAAAUCAAGAGAAAGUUUCAAAACAGGUAGUGAGCACAGGCUCUCUUCAGCUCCACUGACUCCAGUUUAGUUCAGUUCAUUUUCCAGUUCACUUUGUAUUGAAAAUACAUCGUCCCUCUCUCUGUAAUUGCUGCAGGGAAUCUCUUCAUUUUGGUCUUAAAUGUUCAUAUUAACCUGCUCUACAUGAGCCUGCUGUCUUUAUUUUGCCAUUUUGUUCAUAAAAAAAAUCCUAAUAUGGACCAUGGCUCCAAAAGUGACCUUUAACUGCUAGCCUCAAUGAGCUUUAUUUGGAGCUGAGUGCUGUGGUGAUGUCACGCUGCAUUACUCCUGUUCUUCAUACAGUAUUGUUUAGCCAGAAGAGCUGACUUUGUUAACUUACUAACCUUACUAACGUUUGGAAAACAGUGGAGGAAGGACAUUGGGAUGAGGGGCUGGAUUUCCAUGUUUGACGCUCUGUUCAUGAUUUUUUUCAUUCUUGAUUAAAGUUUUUGUUUAGUACGGAUUGAGUUGGAUGUUUGUUAACCUCUGUGGGACAGUUUUAGCCUUAAGUAUAUAGUGACACAGGAGGCCUCAGUCUGAGUCAAAUGGCCUGAACAAAUGUCAAAUCUAACAACUGCACCUAUACUUCAGUCCUGCUUUAUAUGAAAAACAACAGAAAAAACUCAAAUUCAGACUGUAAUUUUGCAGAUGAAAUUUAGUAUAGUAAUACAACUAAACUGUCAUUAAAGUAUCACA
Messenger RNA from Boleophthalmus pectinirostris (great blue-spotted mudskipper), 3765 nucleotides. RefSeq names its product glutamic acid-rich protein-like. Gene Ontology annotation, molecular function: DNA binding. The transcript is spliced from 10 exons. Lineage: Eukaryota; Metazoa; Chordata; Actinopteri; Gobiiformes; Gobiidae. Bases 10 to 3060 code for a protein of 1016 amino acids. The record is from RefSeq and is a predicted model, not a curated record. Gene Ontology annotation, biological process: DNA recombination; DNA integration.